UUUUUCUCGGUUACAAUGAUUUUUCUCGUUUUUUUAAUUUUGCUUUGUAAUUGUUGUGAAAAUGUUCAGGAACCUCGACCCAUCGGAACUGGACACAACUCCGCUGCGAAACCAUUCGGUGGGGUCGGUGGGAUCGGCGGAGGUAACCCUAGACUUCCCGCUUUGGUGCAUAAACAAUUCAAUUCACCACUUAACUUAUACUCUGAGAGUAACAUUAAGGAAACUCUUCAAGCUCAUACGGAGCAAUUGGCUCCUGGUGUUAUGGGAAUUAAUUUUAUGAAACCUGAUGCUCCCGUUAAUAAGCAUUCGGCUGUUUAUCAAGCGAUUUUAGAAGAAGAACAAAGUAAACAGAAAGAAGUUCAAUCAGGAACAAUUGGAACACCAACCCCAAUAUCACCAUCUAAUUCACCUCGUCUCGGAAUUGGUUCAAUUACCAAGCAUGUUGAAGCCCCAAUUUCCCGUGGACCCAAUAGUUCAUCAAUGGGUGACCCUUCACAAUCAUCAAUUAAUACUUGUGGUCAAUGCGGUGGAUUAAUUACCGGUGUUUUCUGUCGGAUUCGAGAUAAAUCCUUACACGCUGAGUGUUUCAAAUGUGCCACUUGUGGGACAUCCCUUAAGAACGUAGGCUACUUUAAUGUCAAUGAUAAACUUUAUUGCGAUGCUCAUGCAGGACAAGCAGCUCAACAUUUGGCUAAUUCAACUGGACAAUCAAACCUUGAACCAGUUACCGUAAGACCUGGAGCAGCAAUACCAAAGGAUGCAAAUAUCAUCGGAAUCGGAGGGAUUCCUCAGAAUGUAUCACCGACCCCUGGAAAGAUGAGUUCACCACGAAUCACGAUACCCUCACCAACGCAACCUUCGAGCAUAAUAGAUCGACCUACAUCACCUUCCGUCCUUGGGGCAGUACCUUGGCAUCAACAAAGCCCUGGAAGUAUCCAUCAUGUUGAUGCUCCUCAAAGUCCUCGACUUUUACAAACAACAACACCGAUGAUGAAUCAAGUUAAUUCGGCUCCACCUCCUAUGGUUGCACCUAAACCACAGUACAAACCAAUGGGAUCUCAAUCGCCGAAUCUUUAUCAAAGUCAUCCCCAUCCUUACACUGCUCCAUCACAAGAUGUUCACAAGGAUGUUUCAGGUGGUUCCAAAUUUACUUGGCCCCCACCGAAACCAGUGACCCCGGUUGGUACUCCAGAGGUACCACUUUCAAUUUCAACCCAAUUACCUGGUUCAAUGCCCACCCCAUCAAUGGUACCACCUUCAACUGGCCCACCAACAUUUAGACCUGUCCCUCCGCCCGGAGGUCAAAGGCCAAUGAGCACCUAUGAGCCUCCCAAAAUAUCAACACCAAGUAACGCAACUUCCAAUGUAAACUUGCCGUCAGGAACUACCACCAAUUCAACACCAACCACUAUCGGUCAAUCAUCAAUACCCGGUUCUCGACCCGCUCCUCGUCGAGGUCGAGGUCAACUAAAGCCUCAGGUCGGUCCUGGAAUACGAAUUCCCAUUUGUUCGAGUUGUGGUUCACCGAUAAGAGGUCCGUUCAUUGUGGCCUUAGGAAAAACUUGGUGCCCUGAACAUUUUCAAUGUGCGAACGCGAGUUGUCACCGAUUACUGGAGGACAUUGGAUUCGUCGAGGAACGAGGUGAACUUUAUUGCGAAGUUUGUUUCGAAUCCUAUUUGGCACCAAUAUGUGCUAAAUGUGGAAUUAGAAUUAAAAAGGAUUGCUUGAUGGCUCUGGAAAAACAAUGGCACCCCGAGUGUUUUAAUUGCAAUUACUGUAAAAGGCCCUUUGGUAAUAGUCAAUUCUAUCUCGAAGAUGGCCUUCCCUAUUGCGAAAAAGAUUGGAACGAAUUGUUUACCACUAAAUGUGUCGCCUGUGGAUUCCCAAUUGAGGCUGGUGACCGAUGGGUGGAAGCCUUGAAUAACAAUUACCAUUCAACGUGUUUUAAAUGUACCAUUUGCCAUAAAAAUUUGGAAGGUCAAAGUUUCUUUGCCAAAGGAGGUCGACCUUUCUGUAAAAGUCAUGCAAGAUGAACGACAACGGAAAAGAUGACCUUAAAAACUACAAUAAACCAACGGGACAAAUAUAAAAACGAUUUCUCUGCCAACACCACCGCUGCCGCCACCCAAGGUCCAAAUGCAAUCUUCAACUCUAAAAGUGCCAAUAAUCAAAGAGGAAAAAAACCGAAAAACAAUCAAAUUAAUAUAAUAUUUAACUAAGGAAGUGAAACAUCAUGAGAGAUAUUAAAUUAAACGAUUAAAAAGUCUUACUUUUUGAAAAAAAAGACGAGAAAAGAAAAUUAAAAUCCCUCAAAUAAUUGAUAAAUUGUUCAAUUUUUCUCUGUUAAUUGUGAUUCUUUUUCCUUCUAUUCUCACCUUUACUCUAUUGUUUCAUCUUUGUCCAAUUUCCUUUUCCGCCUUUUCUCCUGAUUGUCCGAAAAACAAACAAACAAACAAAACCAAAUUACGUUUCAUCAUUUUCGUUUCAAUGAAGAAAUAUAUUUAUCUCUAUUGAAAAUGUAAUCAACUCCAGAAGCAAUUGUUGUGGUGGCGACUAGAUAUUGAAAGUAGAUUAAAAAAAUACUAUCACUUA
Panonychus citri (citrus red mite) is the source of this 2593-nucleotide messenger RNA. Its product is annotated as PDZ and LIM domain protein Zasp-like. Gene Ontology annotation, cellular component: Z disc; filamentous actin; adherens junction. Gene Ontology annotation, biological process: heart development; muscle structure development; actin cytoskeleton organization. The record is from RefSeq and is a predicted model, not a curated record. The coding region runs from base 16 to 2034 and encodes 672 amino acids. NCBI's taxonomy places the organism in Eukaryota, Metazoa, Arthropoda, Arachnida, Trombidiformes, Tetranychidae. The transcript has 10 exons. Gene Ontology annotation, molecular function: muscle alpha-actinin binding; actin binding.